This is a messenger RNA of Hemicordylus capensis (graceful crag lizard), 5542 nucleotides long. RefSeq names its product kyphoscoliosis peptidase-like. Lineage: Eukaryota; Metazoa; Chordata; Lepidosauria; Squamata; Cordylidae. The record is from RefSeq and is a predicted model, not a curated record. The coding region runs from base 389 to 2980 and encodes 863 amino acids. The transcript is spliced from 8 exons.
CAGGACAGCCUGUGUGGAAAGCAUCAGAACGCCAGAGGAGUCUUGCUGAAUCGAGGCCACAGGGGUUCUGUCUGGUCUAACAUCUUGUUUCCAACAGUGGCCAGUCCAGUGGCUCUGGGGAGCCUCCAGGCAGGAAACCGGCAGCUAUAUGUUCAGGUUGUAUACGGAACAAGGUCGCUCUCUGAGGGCAUGCUCUGAAGUCCCAUCCCCGCACUGAUGUGCUCAGAACAGAAUGUCCUCCCUGCCACUGUCCAUGGUUACAAAGUUCGUCUGCAGAGACAAACAUUAGGCUGGUUCAGAGAACCGUGAGACUCAAGUGCGGCCACCCACCCGAACAUUUCCAUCAGACCCUCUUCAGGCUUCUCCCUCCCAGUCUCAGUUGGUAAGGAUGGAGCCCGAUGGCCACGGCACCAAACUCUCCAAAACCGCCAGGGAAAUGAGAGAGGCCAAGCCGCUGCCCUUUGUUAGCCCAUCAGUAGCAAACAACAACUUCCACGGUGGCUGUGCUGCCGUAAACAGGGCAGGGCAUGCACAGAAGAACUCGAACCACAAAGAGAAAAGGACCUGUCCACCAGAGGACGCCUACUUGUCAGAGUGCCAAGUGACAGAUAUCUGGAAUGGCAACAUUCCUGUGGCAGGAAGCCCCUCUGAAGCUCCUAAGCCCUGGCCUUUGGGGAACCCUGGAUGUGGCCACCAUGGACAAGGGCGCAAAGGGAUCUCAUUGGCCAAAACUGCCACCGAUGCUCAGAAAGAUUCCCCCACUAAGAACAUAUUUCUGUUUUGGGCAAACCAAGUUGAUGGUGGCCUCAGCAAAGUGACCCCAAAGAGGCCUGCUGUUCAAAAGCCACCAGAACAAUCACAGCUGGGGGGUCAUUCUCAUGGCAUAGUUUCCAAAGUGGGGGUGGGAAGCGUCAAGGGAAGGGAUCAUCAGACACCCUCCGGCAGCCCUGCAGCGGCCUACAGGAAGAGAAGGAGAGACCUUAUCCCCGACUCGGACAUCUUUAGACAGCUCGACGCCCACGUUCUUUGUGUGGGCGAGCAGCUGACACCACAACAGGGUCCUUGGUCCAUCCAGACUGUCGUCCCACUGAUCACCCGAGGGGCCGAAAGCCAGCUGCAGAAGGUGCGCGCCAUUUGGAUGUGGAUGUGCCACAAUAUCAAAUAUGACGUGGAUGGCUUCCUGGGGUUAUCAGAGAAGAUCCACCGCCCUGAACAAGUCCUGCAGACUGGGAAAGGGGUGUGCUCUGGAUACGCCCAUUUAUACCAUGAAAUGUGCAAGGAAGCAGGCGUGGCCUGUGUCGAAAUUUCAGGGUACGGCAGGGGUGCUGGAUCCCGCCAAGGGCAAAGCUGCCUGCAGAAGAAAUCCAACCACAUGUGGAACGCAGUGAAACUGGAAGCGGAUUGGUUCCUCCUGGAUGCCUGCUGGGGGGCUGGUCUUGUCGACGCAGAGAAGAGGCUGUUCAUUCCUAGGCACGAUGAUUUCUUCUUCCUAACCGAUCCAGAGCAUUUCAUUGAGACUCACUGGCCAGACGAACCGGAGUGGCAGCUACUCCCGUCUCCUGUCUCACUGGAGGAUUUCGAGGAAAGAGUUUUCAAAACCCCUGAGUUCUUUAAGCUGCAGCUCAGCCUCUUCUCUCCAGACACUUCAGUGCUUAAAACAGACCAAGGGGAAGCAGCCGUCUCUUUAGCAAGCACCCUUCCCACAGAGUUCACGUACCAGCUCUUGAAGCUUGGCCAUGACAAUUUCAAGGAGGAUGUAGGCAAGGCUCAUGGGAUGCUGACAGGAUCUGAUAAAAAGAUGGCCCUCAAAGUCUUCCCCCCUUCCCCGGGCCUGUUUGACCUGCAGAUCUUUGCUCGCCCUUCUGGCUCUCCAACGCCGUACACUUGGGUGUGUUCUUACCAGAUCAGGUGCUUGGAGUCCAACGGCAAAGAGAGCCUGCCUGAGAACCCUUUCCCUUUCUGGGGGCUACACCCCAAAGCUGAAGAGUUUGGGAUUGCAGGGUGCAACUGGGGAGAAGAUUUGACCGUGGCCACCACAGGGACACUGAAGUUGGCUAUGCAGACCAAGAGGGCUCUGUUAGCUACGUACGAGUUGGUUCAUCCAGGCCUAGAUGACUCUUUGAGGAAAAAAUGUCUGGUUUCCCAAACAGAAGAGGAGCAACUUAGCUGCCAGGUUCUCUGCCCUUUUGUCGGCUAUUACAGACUCUCUGUGUUUGUCAAGGGCCUUGGCGAGGACGAAUUCAAGAACACGGCCAACUUCCUUAUAAGUUGCUCCGGCCCCAUCAAUCACAACGAACUCUUUCCGCUGGGUCUCAGCUCACACUGCGGGGCUGGGAUCAGCUCCCAGUGGAGAGGGCUCUCCAAUCCAAGCCAUCUCGCCCCCAUCAUCGACACAAAACAGGGACGGUGCAACAUCACGUUCCACAUCCAGCCAGGCUUUGAAGUCACUGCCACCCUGAGCAAGGACAAAGUCAUGAACAACACGUACCCCAUGGAACGGUACAUUUUGACCACUCACCUGGAGAACAAGGUCAGCAUCUCCGUCCUGCUCCCCGAAUCGGGUCUCUACAGGGUGGGCUUAUACGGGAGGAAUGCCGACAGUAAAGAGUUCACCCACGUGUGUGACUACGUUGUCCGUUGCUCCACCAGCCCUCAGUGGCUGCCCUUCCCCAGGGUCUACAGCUUGUGGAGAAGGGGGUGUGUCCUUCUGCAGCCCAGAACAGGAGUCCUGCAAGAGGAAAGCUGGGUGAGAUUUCGGCUCAAGAUGCCCAAGGCCCUCAGCGCUCUGGUCGUUGGCCAUGCCCGGACAGAACUGAAGUUGGGCCGGAACAAAGUGUGGGAAGGAGAGGUUUACACUGGCCCCGCUGGAACAAGGCUCAAGGUAGCAGUCAAGUUCUCUUCCAAGUCAUCCAGCAUGGAAGUCAUCCUUUCGUUUGAUGUCGAAGGCUGCUCAUCUACUUCAGACGGCGCUUCGGGGUAGAGUGGUCCAGGACUCCGAGGAAACAAUAUCCCAACAUACCGCCAUGCUGUUUCUCUCUGGAAAGAUGGGAGCAGUGGGCAAGGCUCUGACUGCUACAGCAAUUAACCCUGGAGACUGUUUUUGGUGCUAAGACACAAAACAACAAGGAUGGGAGUGCCCUGGAACCACAAAGAUGAGUGUGCGUUUGAGCAUGUGGAGUUAUUCCGUUUCUUCACACUACUGACAGAUAAACAACCUGCCUGAACUAACCUAGAAUGAGGGAAGAGGGCUUUCCAACUCACUUGACAUCCAGAACAUUUCUGUUUAGCAGUUAAGAACCACUUGGACAACUUCAGGCCAUAAUUCCCUUAACGUUACGGGCGGGUGUUGUAUAGCUGCUUCCCUCACAUACACAAGGACAUCUUAUGUAGAUUAACUAAAGGUGUAUCCAGCAGCUACUCCAGUUUCUCCAUCUCCUUUCCGACUCCUCCCCUACACUCCCUACAGUAAAAGGACUCCCACCCCAGGGACAAAUGUCCAAAACAAACAAACUGCAAAAGAUUACUGAAUGGAAUCCGACAGUGGGGUUUGUCGACUCUCUGAAGUGCCUGAGUGUGACUCCUUAUACUGGUCUCACAAGAUGUAUGGCCUAGGCUCCAAGUGCAACCACAGGUCUUUCCCAGCGACUGCUCAUGAAACAGUGUCUGAAGAUGGCAGCUAGACAUUGGUAGAGGAGGGUGGUCUAUAUCAGGAGUUCUCAAAUUUGGGUUCCCAGAUGUUGGGCUACAACGCAAAGGAGAGCUGGUCUUGUGGUAGCAAGCAUGACUUGUCUCCUCAGCUAAGCAGGGUCUGCCCUGGUUGCAUAUGAAAGGGAGACUUGAAGUAUGAGCACUGUGAGAGCUUCCCCUCAGGGGAUGGAGCCGCUCUGGGAAGAGCAGAAGGUUCCUCCCUGGCAGCAUCUCCAAGAUAGGGCUGAGAGAGAUUCCUGCUUGCUUCUAGUAAAGUUGGCAGGGGUAAGGUCAGUCCUGAAGUGCUACUCUGAUGGCAACAGCUGGGGGCAUCGUGCCACCCUUCUGACACCCCUAUAUUCUGCUGCCUGAAGCAACCGCCUCACCUUGCCUUAUGGAAGGGCUGCCCCUGUCCUGCUCCAUCCCUUCCUGGACUUCUAGGGCAGCCCUCCUCCCGAGGAGUCCAUCACAGAGAGCUGGGCUUGUGGUUGUGUGAAUGGUUGUGUGAAGCCUUCCAAAAGGCUUCCUGAGCCUUUUGGAAGGGCGGUAUAAAAGUUUUAAUAAUAAAUAAAAUUAUAAUAAAUGACCCCCUUUGCUAAGCAAGACACACCCUGGUUUACAUUUGAAUAGGAGACUAUGUGUGUGUGCACUGUAAGAUAUUCCUUUUCAGGGAUGGGGCCGUUCUGGGAAGAGCACUUGCCUGCUUGCAUGCAGAAGGUCCCAAGUUCCCUCCCUGGCAGCAUCUCCAAGAUAGGGCUGAGAGAGACUCUUGCCUGCAGCCUUGGAGAAGCCGCUGCCAGUCUGUGUAGGCAAUACUGAGCUAGAUGGACCAAGGGUCUGACUCGGUAUAUGGCAAUGUCCUAUGUUCCACCCUCCCCAGGCAACAUGGCCUUUGGCUGAGAGUUGUCAUCCAACAUUAUUUGAGGAUGAAGGUUAGGAACCCCUGAUCUGGAGGAGUUGAAGGUGAUGCUCAUGGGAAAUGGUUGGGUUUUAGAGAGUUUAUCAGAGUCGAGCUUUCUUUUCUGUGAACAAAUCCUAGAGUAGCUGCCAUGUUUGUCUGUUACAGUAGCAUCAGUAAAGAGUCCCACGGCACCUUAAAGCUUAACAUACUGUGGGAUAAGCUUUUGUGGUCCAGAGCCCACCUAGUCAAGUGUUUCUGUCCUGUUUGAUCAGGUUCAGAGCCCGGUGAUACUCCUGGACCAAGGCCAGCUUUUUGAGAAGCAAAGAUACCUGUGAUGGCCAGGGUGUAUUCUGUCACACAUGGCUGGUUCUCCUUUGCGUGGCUGGUUCUCUGGUUCAUCCUAUCAAUUGCAUGGAUGGUUCUCCUUUUCAUACUAGGAUGCCCUAGCUAAGUUGAGCCAGACUUUUGCCAUUUCCAUGCCUUACUGCUGCUUCCACUACAUGGACUCCCCAUGAAGACACCCAGAAGUUUCAGUCCGUGUAAAAUGCUGCUCUGGGUCUCCCAGUUAAUACUGCAAAGUGAACAUUCAGUUGUGUGUCCUUCCAAACCCAAUUCAAGGUGCUAGUGUUCAUGUUUAAAACUCCUUAAGGCUUGGGGCCCACACAAGUCAGAGACAAGCCGCUCCCCAUUAUCAGCCGACCCCCACAUGCCAGCUCCGUGCCUGGCAUCCCACAGAACAAUACCUGCUUCAGAUUCCUUCAUUAUGCACGACAUUAUGGUGUGAUAUCUACUGGGAAUGGGUUGCGUUUCAAGCUAAUAGCUCCUAUUUCCCCCUCAAUUUGUGUUUUCAGUUUUUAAAAUUUCUUAUUGUUUGUAGUUUAUUUUUUUUGCAUAACAUGUAUUUUUAUCUGCUCUGAGCAUACAGAAGAAUGGACAAUAAAUGCUUCAUAAACA